AUGCCCCUGUGUGUCUUCCCCUCCAGGCAGGACGGGCCACACUUCAGCUGUCUGUACCCAGAUGGCGUCUUCUACGACCUGGACAGCUGCAAGCACCCCAGCUACCCUGACUCAGAGGGGGCUUCUGACUCCCUGUGGGGCUGGGACCUCAGUCCAGCUGUCCCAGCCGCCUCCUAUGAAGCCUUCAACCCAGCUGUGGCCAACUUUGGCCACCCCCAGGGAGUCCAGCUCUGUUACGGACCCUCGACCUACAGCCCCAUGGGGAGCCUCGACCCGGCCCCCAGCCUAGAGGCCCCAGGGCCCAGCUUCCCAGCGUACCCCACGGAGGAAUUCACCAGCCAGACCGUGGGCCCCCCGGCAUAUGCCCCCUACCCCAGCCCUGUGCUGUCGGAGGAGGAGGAUCUCCUGCUGGACAGUCCCACCCUGGAGGUUUCAGACAGCGAGUCGGACGAGGCCCUCAUGGCUGGCCCCGAGGGGAGGGGAUCUGAGGCAGGGGCCCGCAAGAAGCUCCGCCUGUACCAGUUCCUGCUGGGGCUCCUGACGCGCGGAGACAUGCGCCACUGCGUGUGGUGGGUGGAGCCGGGCGCCGGGGUCUUCCAAUUCUCCUCCAAGGAUGGGAGUGCUGUGUAUGUAGACUUGGGGAGUCUUUGCAUGGUGACGGGGGUCCUCUACAUUUGGGGAUGGGUUCCUCUCCAUGGGGACCGGGGCCGCUUCUCUGAGUGA
This is a messenger RNA of Puma concolor (puma), 723 nucleotides long. RefSeq names its product Spi-B transcription factor (gene SPIB). The record is from RefSeq and is a predicted model, not a curated record. Gene Ontology annotation, cellular component: nucleus. Gene Ontology annotation, biological process: regulation of transcription by RNA polymerase II; cell differentiation. Gene Ontology annotation, molecular function: DNA-binding transcription factor activity, RNA polymerase II-specific; sequence-specific DNA binding. NCBI's taxonomy places the organism in Eukaryota, Metazoa, Chordata, Mammalia, Carnivora, Felidae.